GGUUGAGCAAGUCUGCUGUUAUCUGGCGGCUCUUGCCACUACAACUACCACCAUCCUGUCUUGUCUGUUACUGCCUUCACAUCGGAACAAUAUAUUCGACUAUUUUUGGAUCAAGAAAUACCAUUCUUAAACAUUUCCUCGCAUCACACCAUUCUUCACCACCAACUCUACAACGAAAUCUGCCGCCUUCAAACUAACCAAACACAAAGGUAUUUUGCAUACCGUGUGAAACCUAAUGCUAAGGCUAAACCAAAACUUGUUAUCUCCUGCCAAGAAACUCAACCUGAACUGGGUUUAUAUUAAAGAAACACUCUAAAUCCAAUAUUUGCACCCUUCCACCCACACGCUUCACCUCGAAGCCAUGAAAAUUAUGGCUACCCGUUCACUGGGGUGUCCAGGGACGUGGGUGAGUGUGGGCGUGCUGCUGUGGGUGGUGGCAAUGAGCCGCCCCUGCUUUGCACGCUUCACCGUCUACUGGAACUCUCCGACAGGAAACUGCGCCAAGUUCGGUGUCCAUAUCGACGCCUCAGCCUUCGGCAUCGUCCAGAACACUGAUGAUGUCUUUUAUGGUGAUAAGGUGACGAUAUUUUAUAACCCCGGGGCGUUUCCGUAUCUGAAUAACAGCACGGCAGUGAACGGCGGGAUCCCUCAGAACGGCAACCUGACUCAUCACUUGCAGGUGUUCACUGACAAAGUUCACCAACAGAUGCAAGUUAACUUUUCAGGUGUAGCUGUGCUUGACUUUGAGACAUACUACCCCAGCCUGGAUAUGAGUUUACCCGAGUAUCGCCAGGCGUCCAGAGAGUGGGUGGUUGACCACUACCCAGAACUUCCUCCCACCGAGGUAGACGAACUCGCCGAGGCCACCUUCAAUGCCACCGCCAGAGACUUCUUUGAGGUGCUGUUGUGGCAGGGUCGUCAGCUACGUCCUGGGGCACUCUGGGGUUACUACCACUACCCGUACUGCCACAAUUACAACCCUGGGACCGCCAACUGCAAGUCAACGGUGAUGGAGCACAAUAACGAGAUGCUGUGGCUUAUCCAGAUGAGCUCAGCUCUAUAUCCCAGCAUCUACAUCUUCAAGGACAGCGGUUGGGACCCCGCUACUCGUCGUCUCAACGCUCAAGGACGCCUCGGUGAAGCCAUCCGUAUGAGAGAACGAGCUGGGGUCAACAUCCCCAUCCUUCCCUACUUCUGGUACAGGUACCACGACUCUGAGAGUUACUUGUCCCCCUUGGACGUAGUCAACACCCUGGGCUACACUAAGGUGCUGGGACUGGAGGGAGCCGUUGUCUGGGGUUCCAGCGAAGAUGUUGCCACCAAGGAACAGUGUCUGUCUCUCAAGGAGUACGUUGAGGGUCAACUGGGUCCUUUGGUGCAGUACCUGGAGAAUCUCCCCCAGGUCACUCUUCGCUAUGUCAUCAAUUCUAAGAAACUACUCAAGAGAGUGGCCAAGAAGGCUCUCAAAGCAGCCAAGAGACGAUCAUCAUCAGUCACAAAGCUGUAGUUCUCUAGUGAUAUACUUUUGUACGUGGAGGGACUGACACACUCACUGGCUCCUUGAUUGAACUACUUUACAUAACAGUGUCAGUGACAGAAUUAAUAGUUAGUUCCACUCUUGAAAAAUCUUCCAGUUGUUCCUACAAUAAUGUUCACUAUCACCUUUAACAAAGUUAGUGUUUCAUAUCACGUCACAGUGUCCCAUGUCACAGCUUAAACCUUGCGCUUUUAAAUAAUUAAAAUAAUUGUAUUUCCCUUCAAAUACACUGUAUAUUAUACAGAAACAAUCUCUAGUUAACACAGAAUCGUUUAGUUAAUACACAAGACAGAGGCUCCGUACAUCUUCAAUAUUAAGCAAUCUUGAGAAUUUCUGAAUGUCAAGAACUGACCCCGCAACCGUGCCAUAGUCGAGAUAAAUACAACACAAAUAAUGAAAUAGCAGAUUAAAUGACUGACAAAAGUUACCCCUGGCAUGACAUGGACUUAGUUAAUCCGGUUUAGAUUUAUGUGAUGUGGAUUUACGUAAUUAGAUUGCAUUUGACUGGGAUAUAUUUAACUACCGCUUAUUUAAAUGAGACUUUCUCUGCUGGAAUUUUGGUCAACACAGGGAUGUAUUUUUGUGAAUAAUUCUGGUGACGAUAUACUGGCUACUGUGAGGGGAAGUAUUGUUAUUAUUGUUGUUAUGCUUUUACAAGAGAUGUUGAACUUACUGUUCUCUCUGCGA
This is a messenger RNA of Cherax quadricarinatus, 2224 nucleotides long. Its product is annotated as hyaluronidase. Gene Ontology annotation, molecular function: hyalurononglucosaminidase activity. Lineage: Eukaryota; Metazoa; Arthropoda; Malacostraca; Decapoda; Parastacidae. The record is from RefSeq and is a predicted model, not a curated record. Gene Ontology annotation, biological process: hyaluronan catabolic process; carbohydrate metabolic process.